Messenger RNA from Cladocopium goreaui, 1739 nucleotides. The record is from the annotation of a GenBank genome assembly. Lineage: Eukaryota; Dinophyceae; Suessiales; Symbiodiniaceae.
AUGGCAGCCGUGUCACCACGUCCCUGGAUUAGCACAGGCAAGCGACAAAACGGAUUCAUCAUCCUUGCAUUGAGCGCUGGAGCUGCAGACACCAACAGCACGGGCAUCGCGGGCUUGGCAGUCCAACUGUUCUCAGCGGACUUGAAGAGAAGAUGCAAUAAGAGCUGCUUGAGGAUGUACUUCCACGUCAGUCAACUCGAAUGUGAGUUGAGUAGGACCAACUGCCUCUCUGGCUUACCAGUGCGUGACGGAUUCGAAAGCUACGGAGGUGACGCAUACUUCAACGAAGCCUGGCGCCCGGUGAUGAUUGUCGACCAGGGUCUGCAGGAAGAUUCCAAGGUGGUGGUGAGGCCGGGAGAUGAUGAUUGGGAGAGGUGCAAGUUUCGUUUCCGCUCUUCCCUCUUCUCUUUAGUGACCUUAGUGGAUCAUCUUUACUUUUUGCACCUGCAACUCGCGAAUUUCUUCGUGACCUCCGUGCGAGAACAGAUGUCCGAGUCGCAUCCCAUCCGACGUUUCUUGACGCCCUUCACUUAUCAAACCAUCUCAAUUAACGACAACGCAGCACACAACCUGGUCGCACCACGGUCUAUGGGCCCGCGCUGCUUUGCCAUGACAGACCAGGGCUUCAACUUGGCAUUUGCAGCAGCACCACAUCUACAAGUCUGGGGCUAUGAGGUUCCAGCUGAAGAUGGAGGACCUUUGUUAAAUUUGAGAAGUUAUUUUGCCUACAAAAAGCGGCAGGGUGUUGACACCGAGUAUUUCCGACAAGCCUCAGAGCUCUAUGAGAUCUAUCAUCGCUUUUUGUCUAGCUAUGUGGAAUGUUAUUAUCCGACCAAAGAGGCCUUGGUGAAAGACGAAGAGUUACUGGCCAUGGCUGAGCACUUCUUUAUCGACUCCGAAGCAGCUGCAGCAGGUUCCAUGGGCCGACGGCAUCCAUGGGUCAAGAUCAUUGAUGCAGAUGCACCCGUCGAAGAAGCUUAUGAGUUUUAUCUAGACUGGCUUGCCAGUCUUAUGUGGAUGGUCACAGCAGGGCACGAGCAGAUGGGCGCCGUUGAAGUCUAUGCGCAGGAUGUCUCGUGGACCUCCUUCAAAUGGCUGAAAGGAGCAACCUGCGGAACGAAACAGACAGCUACAGCGCAAGCUUUACUGAUGUCCUUUACUUCGACUCCAAUGCCCAAGUUGAUCGGAGAUGGAGAUGAUUGGUCUCAUUUGUUUCCAAAGGCCUCAGUCUUGGCUGGUCGAACUCCGGAACUUUGCUACAAGAAGUUUCAUGAGGACUUGAAAGCCAUGUCUUUGAGGUGCGAACAGUACAAUGCCGAAGCUCACACCAGACCCUUCCCAGAGUGCUUUCCAAUGUACACCAACAACCCAGGUGUCUUGGAGUGUUCCAUCAGUGUGUGAGAAUAUGUGAGACCAUGUGAGACCUCAGUGCUGUAAUGGUGCUGUAUGAUCUGUAUUUACCAAUGCCAGUUUCACGAAAGAUCGCGAAAGUACAAUGCCACAACGCGUUUUCACGCUUUUUCCAUUUUUGCAGUGCACGCCAAUCAGCUUAGACAAGCUCCAAUCUUUUUGGACAACCGAUACCCACUUGGAUUCGGUCAGCUGAGAGCAGUGGUGAUAAUGACCUCAUCAUUUUGCUUGAAGCCGAAGUAGCCGAAGUAGUCGAAGUCAGCAUCUCCUCAGGAGUCUGGACGCACAUGGACCCAUGAGACACAAAAUGACGCACCAACAGUGCAAAA